GUUUGAGUGAAGACGGACCAAAUAAACGGUUGCACAGCACGAUGGCGCUGCUCUUGGAUACCAGACUUCUUCUGAGAAAAGUUAAAGAUUUGAGAUGUUUCACGCCAAGACGCAACCGAGUGAAGAAAAAAUGGGCUGCCACACCUACCAAACACCCUCCCACCGGUCUGGCCCUGCAGCACUUUGAUGCCACCUACAGCAGCCAGCUGGGGAAGCUGUGGCCGUCAGUCAGAGUCGCCUUGCUGUCAGAGGGAAAGUACGGAGCCCUGCUCAAUAAUUUCUCUGAUGAUUCUGCUCUGGCACACCUUGAGGCCCAGGGAUGCAGAGACUUCCUCACUGACACAGAAACAGAAGAAUCUGAGGUUGCAGCUGUGGAGGAAUCCAGCAAUGUGUCUAUGAAGGAAUCGGGCAUUGAUGGUCAGCAAGAAACUCCUCUACAGCUCAGUCGUAACAUCAAGUGCUUUGUGUUUCCAAGAGCGGACAUCACAAGAUUCAAGUCUGCUAGACCAGACACGUAUGGGUUGCUGGGUUACUACCUGAUGGACGCAGCGUCUGUGCUGCCUUGUCUCGCACUAGAUGUCCAAGAAGGUCACGCUGUGCUUGACCUCUGUGCUGCUCCGGGAGGAAAGACCCUGGCUUUACUUCAGUCCCAGUCUAUACGUUUUUUGUGUGUCAAUGAUGCCUCAGUGUCUCGGAUGUUGAGACUGAAAAAAGUCCUCCGCAGCUACGUUCCGAAGGAGCUUUUGACAGGCGAAAGACUACGCAUCAGCUCCUUUGAUGGCACCAAGUGGGGGGAAAUCGAAACCAACACUUUUGACAGAGUCCUUGUGGACGUCCCCUGCACCACAGACAGACAUUCACUCAUGGAGAAUGACAACAGUAUUUUCAAUAAGAUCAGGGGCGGUGAGAGACGAAGGUUGCCGCAGCUACAGCUGGAGCUGCUGCUGGCGGGAAUCAUAGCAGCUUGUCCAGGGGGGGAGAUCCUUUACUCCACCUGCACGCUUUCUCAAAUCCAGAACAUGAGUGUGGUGGAACAGGCCAUCGACAUGGCUCGAGAGAACCAUGGCAUUCAGCUUCAGGUUGUCGAUCUGCGACCCCUCACACACAUGUUUAGGAAAACCUUUCACUUUGCUCCUGACCUCCACCUGGGUGAGAUGGUUAUCCCUCACUUGGCUGCUAACUUUGGCCCCAUCUACAUGUGCAAGCUCAGGAGGCUGACGUAGCCUGUGGACUGAUGGACAACUUUGAAUGGACAUUUGAAGGACUGUGUUACAGCUGUAACAACUAAUGAGAUGAUCCUCUUAACUCGUCUUUAUGUAUGAACUGUAGCUAUCGGAUUACAGUUGAAGAAGAACUUUUCAUCACGAUGGUGGACUUUGGAAACACUGGACUACAGUUGGUUAAAUGGACCAUGUCAUUAUUAUUGUGGACAACAAUGAACUACAGUUUAUGAAAAUAAAAAAAACUUUUGUUGCAAUAAA
Centropristis striata (black sea bass) is the source of this 1481-nucleotide messenger RNA. RefSeq names its product NOP2/Sun RNA methyltransferase 4 (gene nsun4). The transcript is spliced from 8 exons. The record is from RefSeq and is a predicted model, not a curated record. NCBI's taxonomy places the organism in Eukaryota, Metazoa, Chordata, Actinopteri, Perciformes, Serranidae. Gene Ontology annotation, cellular component: mitochondrial large ribosomal subunit. Gene Ontology annotation, biological process: rRNA methylation. The coding region runs from base 42 to 1223 and encodes 393 amino acids. Gene Ontology annotation, molecular function: methyltransferase activity.